AUGUCACAUGAUUUUGGGAAGUAUCUUUACCUUGAAAAGAAGUCACAAGAGUUUGAGGAAUUUGUCAAGAGUUCAUUAUUUAUAAGUACAAGCGAUUUUACACUAGAUAAAGAAAAGGACUAUCUUGGUGCUGGAGAGUUUGGAAAAGUUUAUAAAAUUCAAAUGAAAGGGACGUCAUUUGCUUUGAAGAUUAAUAAAAAUCCGGUGUGUAAAGAAUAUGCCCCAGGGACUGUUUCCGAGUUAGAAACGUUACGUGGGUCGCACAACAACAACGUUGUUUUAUUUGUUGGUCUAACUUUUAUAGACGAAAGACUGGGGAUUAUAACUGAGUACGUGGACUCCGACUUAGAGACUUUCAUUCACAAAAGAAGCUCCCCGCGAUUUGUUAAAGUGUUUGGACAAUUAAACAUCAACUUAGACUUAAAAAUACGGAUAAUGGAACAAUGUUGUUUAGGGGUCCAGUGGCUUCACAAUGCCUUUGGUAUCAUCCACCGAGACAUCAAGCCUGCCAACUUUUUGAUGAACACGUCCUUUGAAGUUAAAAUCUGUGAUUUUGGUCUUGCGGUGAAUAGAAAGAUUGCCAACAAGCAAAAGAAAGGGACUUUGUUGUACAUGUCUCCCGAAGUCUUAAAAGAUGAAGAAGAUUAUGGGAAGCCAGCUGAUGUCUACAGUCUUGCAAUAACACUGUGGGAACUUUUAUAUGAAAAAGUGCCAUUCUGUGAAUAUGAAAAGAAGUGUGAAAAGGACACGAGUAUAUUUGAGGCUUUAGUAAUAGACAACGUACGACCAAUUCUUCCUCACAUCUUUUUAGAAGAGUAUAAAGGCAAAAAAGCCUUUGAACAGAUGUGCCAAAAGAUAGCAGAGAAUUACAAGGAAAAGAUGAAUGAAAUACCAAAGUACUUGGAAGAGAUAUUAAAAAAGGCUUGGAAGGACAAACCAACAAGUCGGAGUGAUAUCAAUAAAUUAGUUGAAGACGUCUCUGUGGCUAAACUCUCUAAUGUUUUGAACUCACAAAGCGCAUCGGAGUGGUGGUCUAAGCACUUUGGGACGGACAAGACUCGGACUGACAAUUUUGUCACAUCCAAAGUGUUUUCUGAAGCAUUAGCAAAAACAUUCAAGUAUGACACUUACGAUCAAAAAGCGACCGAAACCGCGUUUUCACCAAGUGGCAGUGUCGACAUCCUUCGCUUCAAAUUUCUGAUUUCGAUCUUUGGGAAGUUCUAUUUGAACAAGAAUCAGUUCCUCAAAAUGUUAGAUAUCAUCCAAGCCAAAUGGUACAAUCCAGCUUUAAACAAAGCAACUGCUGCUGGUCAAAUGGAAGGGAGAGUCGAUGGGACUUUUUUAAUUCGAGAGUCCACCACAGACCCCUCUUCUCCACUUACUCUCUUAAAAAUGGUGAAAGGGAAGGUGUCUUUAGUCCGAAUUGAAUGUACAAAGAAAGGAGAGUCUAUUCUCUACACAAUACUCACAAAAACAGAGAAAGAGUCUUCCGAGUAUCUAUGUGAUUUGAUCGACAAAUUAGUCACUCUUAAAGUGAUAACACAACCGUGUCCAAAAGAAUAUAAAGAAUCAAUUUAUUAA
This is a messenger RNA of Entamoeba invadens IP1, 1581 nucleotides long. Its product is annotated as serine/threonine protein kinase-transforming protein raf, putative. The transcript has a single exon. NCBI's taxonomy places the organism in Eukaryota, Evosea, Mastigamoebida, Endamoebidae. Gene Ontology annotation, molecular function: MAP kinase kinase activity; ATP binding. Gene Ontology annotation, biological process: protein phosphorylation; MAPK cascade. The coding region runs from base 1 to 1581 and encodes 526 amino acids. The record is from RefSeq and is a predicted model, not a curated record.